UGGGCGUCUGUUUUCUAUCCAUAUUGGUAGUGUACAGUGUCGAAGUCAAAACUUGUCAAGUAAGGUUUGGUUUUGUCAAAGCUAGUAUUGUUGAAGUCUUUAUGAUAGUGUUUCCCUAUAGUUACAAGUUGCAACCAAUCCUUUUCAACUAUUUUUGCUGGUGCAGACCGAAAAGUAAACUAGUAUGGUUUUUCGUCUUGGAGAUGGUUGGUGUUAACAAUGAAAUCCAAUCGACUCUCAUUUCCCAAGACCAUCUCCGCCCCUUGGUUUCUUUCUUCUCUGAGAAGCUAAAGCUACUAGUUCUACGCCUUUACAUUUCCCAAGGAGCGGGAAUUAGUCUACAUACUCUGCUCUCUCUCUCACUGAAACAGAAAUCAUGGAGGAUCCAAUCAUGGAUGAUCAUAGAGACGCAGAAGACCUCCAAGCCAUUCUGGCGGAGCAGCGCAGAGAGCUCUUGGCAGUCAAAACCCUAGACUCCGACCUCGACAUGGCAUUCAAUCUUCAAAUGAAGGAAGCCCUCACCGCCUCUCUGGCUCUCCAACCCUCCUCCAGUACUCAGCAGUCUCCGCCGUACGAGCCCAAGGACGACCUCUUGGACCUCGCCGCAGCGUUCAUGCUCGAGGACGUGGAGAGGUUUCCUCAGGAGUACGAGGACCACGAACGCAGCGUUUUGGAGGUGAAGAAACUGAAGACGGAUCUCGACCGUCGGAUUCACGACCAGAAGUUCGCUAUCGACGUCCGUGACUUGCCCGAGGACUACUGGAGCGAGUACGGAGACGAAUAUGAAAGGCUGUACUGUACGGAUGGGUCGUCGUCUUCAAAAGAUGGGUUGCAGACCGAGUGUUUGAGAUUGUAUUGCAAGGGUUUGAUUAGUGAAGAGGUGGUCAAGAAUGUGAAGGUGGCGGUGGGUGGGAUUGGGGUUGCGAUUUGUGACCCGAGAGAUAAUCUGAUUUUCGAGGCCAAGAAGAAUCUAGAAGUGUUGAUUGAUGGCGAGAUUAUGAGCAAUGAGGCUGCGGAGCUUGAGGCUCUCUGUGAAGGACUUAAUAAAGCUCUCACACUGGACUUGAAAAAUAUCACCUUUUUCAUUGAUGACAACAAGCUUUACCAAUAUGUUACAGACGAAGUGAUUCCUGGGAACAGCAAGAUUGCAACAUUAGUCAAUCAAGUUGCUCUUUUACAGAGAAAAUUUGAAUCUUGCAGCCCUUCUCUUGUGGCACCUAGUGAAAUUAAGUUUGUGUUUAAAUUUGCAAGAGAUGCUAUAGUUUCUCAGAUCAGCUGGUGUGUAAAAACUCACAAUGGCAAGAGUUUCAAGGAGACUUGUGCGAUUUGUUUUGAAGAAACUGAUGUUACUCGCAUGUUUUCAAUCGAUGGUUGUCUGCACAGGUAUUGCAUUUCUUGUGUGAAAAAACAUGUGGAAGUAAAGUUGCUUAGUGGGAUGGUGGCACAGUGUCCACAUGAAGCCUGUAAUUCUGAGGUGAAUAUUGAUAGCUAUGAACAAUUCUUGGCACCUAAUCUUGUUGCAGUUAUGAGCCAACGAAUCAAGGAAUCUUCUAUUCCUGUUACAGAGAGAGUCUAUUGCCCUUACCCCAAGUGUUCUGCCUUAAUGUCCAAAAUGGAGGUCUUUGAAUAUACCAAAACUUCUUGCGUUGGUGCUGAAGAAUCUGCAGCCAGGAAAUGCAUGAAAUGUCAUUACUAUUUUUGUUUUGAUUGCAUGGUUCCUUGGCAUUACAAAAUGAGCUGCGAAGAGUACAAACAAUCACAUCCAUUUCCCCCCAAAGAAGAUCAACUGCUGAAUUCAUUGGCUACAACAAAACAGUGGCGCAACUGUAAGAAGUGCAACCACAUGGUUGAACUUGCAGAAGGUUGUAACCACAUCACUUGCAGGUGUGGAUAUGAGUUCUGCUACACUUGUGGAGCUGAAUGGAAGAACAAGAAACCAACAUGUUCCUGCCCACUCUGGGAUGAGCACAACAUAAUACAUGAGCAGCCGCAUCCAGUGCAGCCUAUUGUACGUGUGCGCCCACGACAAGUUGCACCAGGAAAUGAACAGCCAAGGCAGGUACGACCACGACGUUGAUGAGGAUUGCCAACUGUUGAUCACGGUUAUGCUACUUGUCAGCUUUUGCUUCCAUCUUUUGGUUAGGAUCCCAAACUUCUUCUGGAAAAUAGUGGGGGUAAAGAUGAUCGCAAAUUGUAACAUGGCCCGGUUUUUGUUAAGAUUUAACACCCUGUUCAGAUCCCAAGUUGUCAUAUGGCCCCAGUUUUGGUUAACUGGCACAGUAGUAGGUUUUGUAUGUGUCCGCUUUAAAUUAAGUGUAUGAUAUUGUUAUGGGUUAUGAAAGUGAAAGUUUGUCAA
Molecule: messenger RNA, 2356 nt
Organism: Rosa rugosa (rugosa rose)
Lineage: Eukaryota; Viridiplantae; Streptophyta; Magnoliopsida; Rosales; Rosaceae
Product: E3 ubiquitin-protein ligase RSL1-like
Exons: 3
Coding region: 377-2077 (566 amino acids)
Biological process (GO): protein polyubiquitination; positive regulation of proteasomal ubiquitin-dependent protein catabolic process; ubiquitin-dependent protein catabolic process
Cellular component (GO): ubiquitin ligase complex; cytoplasm
Molecular function (GO): ubiquitin protein ligase activity; RNA-DNA hybrid ribonuclease activity; ubiquitin conjugating enzyme binding
Source: RefSeq, a predicted model, not a curated record